Molecule: messenger RNA, 711 nt
Organism: Mesorhabditis spiculigera
Lineage: Eukaryota; Metazoa; Nematoda; Chromadorea; Rhabditida; Rhabditidae
Source: the annotation of a GenBank genome assembly
AUGGCUUGCGGACUCGCUCUGAAGCGCCCGCAUGAAUAUGACAACUACCUGCAGCUCGGUGAGACGGCGCCCGAAGCCAAGCGCGCCCGCACCUCGCCGCUUUCCUGCUCGCCGUUCCGUCCGCAGAUGGGAACGCUGGCGGCCUCUCUUCCGUCUAGCAGCUCUGCGCAGACUUCCUUGGAGGACAGGGGCAUCUUCGGCAGCGCCGCGGCUCGAUGCAACGUCAACAGGGCUCAGGUUGAUGCCUUCAUCAAGGCCGAGAUUCGUUCGCUUCGCAGGCGCAAGCUAAUCCCGAAGCGCUGCCUCGUCGAUGGAAAUGAAUAUGCUGAAUACGAAAAGUCGGUGCACGAUGCUGAUCACAACUCGACGUCUGCGACGCGCCCUGCCAACAAGUAUCGUGUUCCUGGCUCACCACAGUCGGCUUCGGAUUCGGAGGGUGAGAGCGGCCCGAGUUCUGCCCGUCGUCGCGUGUUGGCCACGCUGCCUAAUGAAGUCAAGUCGCCUGCCUUUGAUCUGAACACCAAGCCGAUGUAUUCGCUCAACCAGGUGAUUCUGAUGUGUGAGCGUCUUCUGAAAGAGCAGGAGCUGCGUGUUCGCUUCGAGUACCAGCAGAUUCUGGAGAAGAAACUUCAAGAGCAACAGGAUCAGCUGUCGCAAUUCGCCGCGGAAGUCAACCGCCCGUCGGAAGACUACUCCUGCUCCUACCUAUCC